Mya arenaria is the source of this 1554-nucleotide messenger RNA. RefSeq lists its product as uncharacterized. The record is from RefSeq and is a predicted model, not a curated record. The coding region runs from base 153 to 1289 and encodes 378 amino acids. Lineage: Eukaryota; Metazoa; Mollusca; Bivalvia; Myida; Myidae. The transcript has 9 exons.
AUACACGUGUAUACAUACUUUAAUACAUUAAUAAGGUAUUACAAUACCCGCAGUGUUACCAAAAGCAGUGUCAUUUUUGUCACAAAGGACCGAACAGUUCAAAUCCUGGAAAAAUUCAUAAACGUCAGACAAAAACAGAUACACAUUGAACGAUGUCGGUACCCACGGAAUGCGAGUACCCAGGAUACACUGGUGAACGGCACCCGGAAGUGUUUGACGUCCGGGCCAUGCCCGCGCAGCCAGAAGUGCUCAAACCUGGUCAGUUGCCAAGGGAGAAAAUAGAGCAGUUCUUCACCAAGGGGUAUCUGGUCGUAGAGGACUACUUCACGCCUGAAGAGCUGGACCCGAUGACGCCUGUCCUCAACCAGUUCGUGGACAACGUGGCCAACAGGUUGUACAAGGCCGGCAAGGUCAAAGACGUGUACGCGGAUCUCGGUUUUCGGGAGCGGUUGUGUAAGCUGGAAGAGGAGUUUCCGGGCGCCAACAUACUCUGCUUCAAACAGAUGGGCAGCGUCCCACAGGCACUAAAGGCUAUCUGGGCCAACGAGCGUCUGCUGAACCUAAUCGAGCAGCUGAUUGGUCCGGACAUCGCCGGAAAUCCGGUCUGGAACCUGCGCACAAAGACACCACGCAACGACGCCACCACCGUCCCCUGGCACCAAGAUUGCUCGUACACGGACCUCGAGUCAUACCGUUGCCUGGUUCCCACCGCCUGGAUUCCAUUUGUGGACGCCAACGAGGACAACGGCUGUCUACAGAUAAUGGAGAGUGGUCACAUGAGCGGUCUGGUUGCUAGGCACCAGUGUUGCUGGGGAGGCACGUGGUACAACAUGCUUGAAGAACACGAGAUGAGAGACACCCUCGGGAUCGACCCGCAGACUCAAUUGAGGACGCUGCCGAUCAAACGCGGCAGCAUGGUACUGUUCAACAACCUCAUUCCUCAUAGAAGUCUGAACAACACCUCGGACCAUGUGCGUUGGAGCGUGGAUCUCCGGUGGCAGCGGGCCUCCGACCCCGCGGGCUUCUACGGACUCAAGGGCUCCGUCCUGAUGAGGUCACAUGACAGACCGGAUCUCAAGAUUGACUGGACAGAGUUUGAUGCCGUAAAUAGGCACGAAUUGCAAGACAAACUGCUUGCAGAUGAGAUGAAGUCUGUCCCACAGGACGACCCCGACUUUGACACGCGGGUUCCGGGUCCCUGGAUGCGAAAAUGGGAGAUAACCCAUGUCAAUAAGCACGUGCUGCAGCACCGGAAAGACGAGUCGGCGGGGGACGAACAUGCCAUAUGAUAAUAGAUCCAAGGGACGAACAUGCCAUAUUUUACAUCGUGUCAUGCGAAAAACAAGAGAUUGCCGAUCACAGACAAAACGGUCAAACGACCUUGACAUCUAGAAACGUAUUCACUGUACAGUGUUAUAUGUUGAAACCACUGUGUGCAUUCGACGGCCAAUUUAUAAUUUAUAGGUGAAUGUAUUCAAAUCUAUUCAAUUAUAGAGCAUUUGAACCAUUUCAUAUCAUUGUGCAGAAUAAACCAGAAUUCUAAUACCAAAUACU